Messenger RNA from Dendroctonus ponderosae (mountain pine beetle), 2376 nucleotides. RefSeq names its product prolyl 3-hydroxylase 2. Gene Ontology annotation, cellular component: endoplasmic reticulum. Gene Ontology annotation, biological process: collagen fibril organization; collagen metabolic process. Lineage: Eukaryota; Metazoa; Arthropoda; Insecta; Coleoptera; Curculionidae. The record is from RefSeq and is a predicted model, not a curated record. The transcript has 9 exons. The coding region runs from base 69 to 1994 and encodes 641 amino acids. Gene Ontology annotation, molecular function: oxidoreductase activity, acting on paired donors, with incorporation or reduction of molecular oxygen; collagen binding; iron ion binding.
GAAAGCGCUUGUACGACUUGUAUGGACUAUGGCUUUCAGUGUUCAGUGUGUGGUGGUGUUAACGUAUCAUGCCGAAUUUAACAUGGGCGCUGUUAUAUGCAGUGAUCAUAACUUCAGUGACACAUGUUCGGUUGGAUGAAGUAAAAGAUAGUGAAACUGUCGCCGCCUUAUACGAAGAAGGGACACAAGCUUACCUGGAAGAAAGAUUUCCAGUAUGCGUAGAAAAAUUGGAACAAGCCCUGGAAAAAUACCGGUGGCAAAGAAGGAACACUCAGAAUUGUAGAUUAAAGUGCAAACAGGAGAGCGAGGCCUCAGAUACACUGUUUCCGGUCGAUAUUGAAAACUUGCGGUUUUUUGAAAAAAAUAUCAAAAACACCCUUUGCCUUAUUAACUGCAAAAUAGAUAGCAAUGGAAAUAAUGAUAAUGUCGAUGAUGAAAUCCAGAAACUGUUUGAGGAAAGAAAACCGUAUGAAUAUCUGCACUUAUGUUACUUUAAGGUAAAUGAUGUGCAAAAAGCUGCAUCUGCAGCAUUCACCUAUCUGGUUUUAAAUCCAGACCAUAAAGUGAUGGCAAAAACCUUAAAACAAUACUCUGAACUACCUGGAGUUGAUUUAAAGGAUGUCAUCAAUUUUGAAGCAAAGGAUUUCGUUUAUCUGUACGUAUAUGGGUCUGACGCUUACGAGAAGAAAGACUGGGAUAAUGCAAUAAAUAAUAUGGAAGAAAGUCUAGCGUCUUAUUUGCACGAGGAGGAAGAGUGUAGAGCUCAAUGCGAAGGUCCUUUUGAUGCUGGCUGGUAUCCAGACUUUGUUCCUGCAAUUGCCAAUCAUUUUACCUACGUGCUAAAAUGCAAGCAGGGUUGCAAAAAAAAGUUGGGAUCUUUAAAUGGAGAAAUCCAUGCCGAUCUACUGGCGAGCCAUUACAAUUACUUGCAAUAUGCGUAUUUUAAAAAAAGGAAUCUGUACGCAGCUUGCCAAGCAGUGGCGUCUUACCUCUUGUUUCUCCCUGAUGAUGAAUCCAUGCUAGCGAAUAUGGAAUACUAUCAGAAGCUUCCGAAAGUUCAAGACAGCUUCUUCACACCUAGAGAAGAAGUAAUCCGUUAUGUUCAGCGUGAUACGUACGAAGAAAGAAUACUGCGAUAUAUCAAAAAUGAGUUUAAAUUCAGCAAGACCUCAGCACAGAUAGCGGAAGCCAAGCAAGGAAGGAGAAACUUCCGUUUCACAAAAAAUGCAACCGAUUUGGGCGGUGGGAAGCGAUUUGCUUCAGACGGUCUAAUUUCACGAAACGAGUGCCAAAAAUUGGUUUAUAUUGCAAAUAAUUUUAUGAACAUCAACGACGGCUAUAAGGGAAGCAGUGGCGGUGAAAAAUCAGCAUCUCCACAUACGAAAAAUGAAAAAUUUGAAGGUAUUGAUCUACGUAGAAUAUCAUUUUUGGUUUACAUAGGAUUAUUGAAACCGGCCUACCUUCGUCUUCUGCUUGAAAUUACCGAGGAAAUGAGAGUUAAAUUGGUGCACAAAUUCAAUAUUGAAGAGUCACUGUACUUUUCCUACACACAUCUAGUUUGCCGAUCUGCCUUGGCAGGUAGCUCUCAAAAUAGAACUGAUUUAAGUCACAAGAUCCAUGCAGACAACUGUAAUGUACUUGGAGAUAAUAUUUGUGCAAAAAAGUAUCCAGCUUUUCACUGGAGAGAUUACAGCGCGAUAUUGUAUUUAAAUGAUGAUUUCGAAGGAGGGCAUUUCAUUUUUUCUGCGGAUUCCAAGGGCAGAAAAAUUCAGAGUUCAAUUAUGCCGAAAUGUGGUCGGAUGGUUGGUUUUUCCUCGGGAAGUGAAAAUCUCCAUGGAGUUACAGGAGUGACCAAAGGUAGAAGAUGUGCGUUGGCAGUUUGGUUUACUUUGGAUCCAACUUAUCAAGAACUAGACAGGGAUGUUUCUCAACACAUGUUGGAUAACGAUAUCACGUUUCAUCAGUAUUAUAGCCAGGAUAUUAAUACGGAGUGAAACAUUUUCUUUUAGUGUUGCGAAAUGUUGUUGCUCGUCGUGCUUUAAACUUACUUUUUAAAUUCACUGCGUUCGUUCUGAGCAAUGAAUGUAUGUGUAUGUGUUCAAAUCACACCUUUUUGUGGUUUUGUUACUGUUUUACAGUUUUGAGAUUAAUUUCAGGUUUGUUAGGAUACGUUUAAUAGGUUUUCAGUUACUAACUUAAUUUUUAAGAAACAACGGUUGUGCUGAAGAGAUAUUUUGGGUUGUGCUUUUUAAUUGUUUACUUAUAUUUAAGCCAUUUGUUUUAUUAGUAUUAUGUACUUCACUUUUGCUAGUCCAUAACGAACUCAGGCCAUUUUAUUAUGAACAAAUAGUGUAAUAAAUUUUUGUAUAUAUAUAA